Mizuhopecten yessoensis (Yesso scallop) is the source of this 1903-nucleotide messenger RNA. Its product is annotated as potassium voltage-gated channel protein Shaw-like. The coding region runs from base 45 to 1460 and encodes 471 amino acids. Gene Ontology annotation, biological process: protein homooligomerization; potassium ion transmembrane transport. The transcript has 2 exons. The record is from RefSeq and is a predicted model, not a curated record. Gene Ontology annotation, cellular component: voltage-gated potassium channel complex; membrane. NCBI's taxonomy places the organism in Eukaryota, Metazoa, Mollusca, Bivalvia, Pectinida, Pectinidae. Gene Ontology annotation, molecular function: protein binding; voltage-gated potassium channel activity.
UUCAGGUGUAUGCUACUUUACAACUCGUUAGAGGAGCUGUUGACAUGGAGCGAGUGAUGUUAAAUGUGGGUGGCAGAAUGUUUGAAACCACCUAUGCCACGUUACACACCCAGCCGGAGACACGACUAGGAAAGCUUUCGAUGGACUCCAAUGAAUACUGUGAGGAAACAAAACAGUUCUUCUUCGACAGGAAUCCUGACUUUUUCAACUCGUUGUUGGACUUUUACAGGACAGGCGAACUUCAUUUGCCGAGUUGUUACUGUGGUGCCAGCUUACGACACGAGCUGUCGUUCUGGGAGCUACAAGAGGAAGACCUGUCAGAAUGUUGUCUCCAAGUAUACUACAAAUAUGAUAAUGAUAAAGAGACGAUGAAGACACUAGAAGCAUCUGUGUCAGUCCGGGAUCUGGACUACACUGACAAGGAGUGUGCAGCCAGCACAUUUGUGUGUGUGAAGCGGGCAAUAUGGUUGUUUCUGGAUCAACCAAAGUCUUCCUUUCUUGCUAAGAUGUUCAACUUCCUGUAUUUCUUCGUGGUGGUAGUUUCUAUUUUGAUGUUCCUGUUUGGAUCACAUCCCUGGUUCCGGUACGACAGAGAUUUUAGUGGGCACGACAAUGAUACGAUAGUGUACUGGUUGGCAGAAGAAAACUGGGAAAAUCCAAAAGAGAGGCUGGCCACUGUAACGGAGGUUUACCCAGCUCUCCUUUACAUAGAGAGAACGUGUAUGUUCUUCUUCACGGCCGAGCUUGUUCUCCACUUCUUAACGUCUCCUAACAAAAACCGAUUUUUCGGCAGCUGGAUGAACGCGUUUGACACUGUUCUCGUUAUUAUAAUGCUAAUUGUAUUCGGUAUGGAAACACGUCUUGAAGUUGUCAUUUCCAGUAGGGCAGGAGCCAUAGCUUAUCUCUUAUUUAAAUCAUCCAUUAUCUGCAGACUGUUCCGACUGUUUCGACUUGUAAAUCAGUACAGCGCUUUGCGGAUCCUAUUUGCCACUUUGCGAUCCAGUCUUAAAGAACUAGUGUUAUUACUUGCGUUGUUUCUCAUGUCGGUCACAAUUUUCGCUGGAUUCGUGUAUUACGCCGAAUUCGAGGAGCCUACUACUUUCCCAGACCUGUUCGUGGCAAUAUGGUGGGCGGUUAUUACCAUGACAACUGUGGGCUACGGUGAUCAAUAUCCAAAGACACACGCUGGUCGUGCAGUAGGCGUCUGUUGUGCAAUGUGUGGUCUCUUAAUCUUGUCCAUGCCUAUCGCUAUUGUCGCGUCAAACUUCAAUGACUUUCACUUACGGAAUAAAGACAGGGAACGAUUUCUUCUUAGAAAGCAGAAAAGGACCAAAAAGUCAUCUGUAUCACCAGUUUCACUAAAAAAGAAAGCAUGCUCAAUGGCUUCCUUGGUUGGCAAGAUAAACGCUACAGAUGACGACAAUGGGGGAAAUGAACUUCGUGACUUUCACCAUACCUGAAAUGCCUCAUGUUGAUUUCUGAUGGUGAUGUUACUUUGUAGUCAUACCGGUCUGUAUGCAUCAGUGACCUUGAUUCAUUACGUGACAUUAUGCUUAAGGUCGUUUAUAAAUGAUCUUCAAUUAACAAUUAUCGUUAGAAUAUGAAAAAAAGAAAGGUUAUUAGAUAAAUGUUACCAUGGCGUUAACGCACGAGACCAAUUAGUCGAUAACAAAAGAGUUAAAAAUAACAGGGAACCAAACAAAACAUGGAAAACAAAACUAUAAAAAAACAAAUCUCAUAUUUUACCGGCCGAUUUGUUUAUAAUUUGGUUUAUGUUGUGCGACAGCAAAGAUUGUAAGGACAAAGUUUGAAGCAAGCUGUGUGUUUGGAAGUCUAUUUAUUUCCUUAAUAAACUUAUUAUAAAGUCAAUUACUUGCUAAAAGAGAAACCUGUAUUAUCAGUA